AUGAUGUUGGAUUUGCAGGAGAUGUUGGAGUUGGGAGAGACGUCAGAGUUGGGAAUGAUGGCGGUGUUGGGAGUAAGGGCAAAACUGGGAGUAAUGGUGUUGGGAGCAAGUACUGAGAUGGGAGUGAUGGCAGUGUUGGGAGUGAUGGCAGAGCUGGGAGUGAUGGCGGAGCUGGGAGUGACGGUGGUAUUGGGAGCGAGGGUGGUGUUGGGAGCGAGGGCAGAAUUGGGAGUGAUGGCACAGCUGAAGAACAGAAAAGCGGAAUACUAUCUGAAUGGAGAGAAACUGCAGACUGUUGUGGAGAAUAGGGAUCUGAGGAUCCGUGUACAUGAAUCACAGAAAGUCAGCUUGCAGGCAGAGCGUGACAUUGGGAAGCGGCAGCAGCGUGAGACAGAGUGCCAGGGGAAGGAAAUCUCGAGUAGAGGGAAUGGAAGCGAGGGCAAUUGCAUGCUUCUCUUGCAGUAUGUGGGAGGUAUUGAGCUGCUUGGGCCUGGUUGGAGAUGGAUCUGUUGCGCAGGUUUUGCUGAGCCAGGAGCUGAAAUUCUCGUCGUUGAACCCAUGGAAUAUUCCCAUGGCAUGAUUGUCAGUUUCUUCAAUGUUUCCUAUAAAGUGAAAAUAAAACACGGUUACUUUUAUCGAUGUACCAAAUCCACUAAGGAUGUCUUAAUUGGUGUCAGUGGUAUCAUGAAGCCUGGAUUGAAUGCCAUCAUGGGACCCCUGGGGAGCGGGAAAACUGCGUUAUUGGACAUUUUGGCAGCGAGGAAGGAGCCCUCAGGGUUUAGCGGAGAGGUCCUCAUUGAUGGUGUGCAGCAACCAACGAACUUCAACUGCAUUGCUGGAUAUGUCAUAUACGAUUACAUGAUGACUGGGACACUGACUGUGAGGGAGAACUUGGAAUUCUGUGCUGCAUUGAGGCUGCCUAAGAAUCUCACCAAAUCUGAAAGAACAAGAAGAAUCAAUAACCUUAUUGAAGAGCUUGGGCUCAGUAAAAUAGAAAACUCUCGGGUUGGAACACUGUUCACUCGCGGCAUCUCUGAUGGAGAGAAAAGGAAAGCCAGUAUCGCAAUGGAGCUGCUGAAGGACCCUGGUGUUCUCUUCCUGGAUGAACCAACAAGUGGUUUGGAUACCAGUAAUGCAAACACUAUCCUGCACUUACUGAGAAGGUUAGCACGGCAAGGGAAAACAGUCAUUUUCUCGGUUCACCAGCCUCGGUAUUCAAUGUUCAAACAAUUUGACUCCUUGACGCUGCUCACCAGUGGCAAAGUAACGUACCAUGGACCUGCCAGGAGCUCCAUUGAUCACUUUAAAGCAAUGGGAUAUAAAUUUCACGUGCGUAGCAACCCUGUUGACGUUGUGCUUGAUAUCUUGUGCAAAGCUGCAGAAAAUCAAAAAGAGAAUGGUUUUGGACCCACUAAUCAGCAAGGUGAUUCUACUGUCUACGAGACAUUGCUGCAGACGUACCAUGCUUCGACACAUUUCAGUCAGCUAAUGACACAGUUAGAGAAACUCUCUGAUUAUAGCAGGCUGCAUCAGAUCCUACCCUCCCCAAGUCACUUCACACAGACAACACCAUUCUCUCACCAGCUGAAGUGGUUGGGAAAGCGGAUAUUCAGGAAGUACCUGGGGGACCCACGUGUGCCAAUUUUAACGAGUCUUACCACUGGUCUUAUCUUUGAAGCAUUUCUAAUCAGAGAUGGCGGGAACUGCCGAUGCUGGAGAAUCAGAGAUAACAAGGUGAUAAUCGGAGUGAUACUGUGCCUGAUUUUGGGAUGUGUCUUUUACCGAAUGAAGACCAAUCGCACUGGGCUGCACAACCGAUCUGGUCUUUUGUUUUUUAUUGUUAAUUGUCAGAUGUACAGCAGUAUCUCUGGUAUUGAACUUCUGGUCACAGAAAAGAAGAUUUUAACUCAUGAAUAUAUCAGCGGGUACUACUCAUUGCCAGCAUACUUCAUUUCCAAGUUAUUGUUUGAUCUGAUCCCCCUGAGGACAAUUCCAGGUGUUAUUUAUAACAGCACAACUUAUUUUCUCGCAGGUUUGAAACGAACGGUUCCUGCAAUUUUUGUAUCGAUUCUCACCUUGAACAUGGUCUCCUACACCUCUUCAGCUUUGGUCUUGGCAAUUGUAGCCGGAGGGAAUUCUGUAACAGUUGCGAUCAUUGUGCUAUCACUCACUUUCGUCUUGAUGACGAUCUAUUCCGGAUUAUUGGUGCAUCUGCCAGGAGUUGUAAAAUGGCUCAGCUGGUUACGGUAUAUCAGUAUCCCUCGCUACGGAGUUACUGCUCUCAUGGUGAAUGAAUUUGUGGGCUUGAAAUUUUCAUAUAAUGUGUCGGAUAUGGGGAUGGGCUGUCACUGCCCAAACUCAACCCCCGUUCAGAUCUCGUGCACAGGAACUCAGCACCUUCAGGACAUGGAGAUUGGCACAGCAACAUGGGAUUUGUGGCUGAACCAUGUGGGAUUAAUUGCACUGAUCACCUUCUUCCUAAGCAUUGCAUAUUUGAAACUCUUGUACAUGAAGAAAUUGUCAUGA
Messenger RNA from Stegostoma tigrinum, 2526 nucleotides. RefSeq names its product broad substrate specificity ATP-binding cassette transporter ABCG2-like. The record is from RefSeq and is a predicted model, not a curated record. The transcript is spliced from 21 exons. The coding region runs from base 1 to 2526 and encodes 841 amino acids. Gene Ontology annotation, molecular function: ABC-type transporter activity; ATP hydrolysis activity; ATP binding. Lineage: Eukaryota; Metazoa; Chordata; Chondrichthyes; Orectolobiformes; Stegostomatidae. Gene Ontology annotation, cellular component: plasma membrane.